Molecule: messenger RNA, 2977 nt
Organism: Schistosoma bovis
Lineage: Eukaryota; Metazoa; Platyhelminthes; Trematoda; Strigeidida; Schistosomatidae
Source: the annotation of a GenBank genome assembly
UACCACUGAUACCAAACGACCGCACAAAUUGAAAAAUGGAAGCAAGUUAUGUUUACUCUAAAAAACGCUCUGAAUUCGGGAGGCAGUGUAACUUAAGCGACAAAAAUGCUGAAGUCCUGAUAGAAAUAUUACCGGAUGCAGAGUUGUCUCAAAAGUUUAUCGAAAUGAAUCCUGUAGACAAAGGUGUUCAGUGCUCACAAGAAAUGUCUGAACACGAAGCCAAUACCGAAAGGUACAGAUCAGAAACACAUGGAAUGAAUCACACGGAGGGUGGCUGGCCGAAAGAUGUCAAUCCGCAGGAACCUGAUCAGGUAAUUAGAUAUCGAAAGAAAGUUGAGAAAGAAGAAGUCUAUAUUGCGACAGUUCAUAAACUAGGAAACAUUAUGGAACAUUGUAUUAAACAAAAUAAUGCCCUAAACAUAUACGAGAACUACUUCGAUGACGUGUAUCUAAAUGCUUCUGAAGAUUCCCUAUCUGCAAAGACUAUAAACGUUCUAAAAGACAUAAACGAUUAUAAGCGCAGCGUUGCCUACUUAUCCUGGUUUACAGAUGGUCCAACGAAAUUAGCAGUUGCUUACUGUAACACGGAGUUUCAAUCUCAGUCCCUAUCGAAUGAUUCAUAUAUAUGGGACUUAAACAAUCCCAAUAGACCAGAGUUGAUACUUAAACCAGCUUCUCCUCUUGUUUGUAUAGAAUACAACCCUAAAGACUCUCAUACGUUAAUUGGGGGAUGUUACAAUGGACAGUUGGCUUUCUGGGACAGGCGUAGGGGCUCACUCCCAGUUGAAUUAUCUCCAGUUGAGCAUAGUCAUAGAGAUCCUGUCUGGAAAACGCUGUGGAUACAAUCGAAAACUGGUACUGAGUGUUUCUCCACUGGGACCGAUGGACAAGUUUUCUGGUGGGAUGUUAGAAAGAUGUCUGAACCUACAGAGUUUCUUUACCUUGACCCUACCAAAAAACAAGACAUUUCUUGUGCUCAGGGUGCGUAUGCACUGGAGUACGAAUCUACAAUGCCAACGAAGUUUAUGGCUGGAACCGAGCAGGGAAUGAUUAUCUCCUGCAAUCGGAAAGGUAAAACACCUGCGGAAAAAAUCGUUGCUGUUUAUCCUGGACAUAUCGGACCUAUUUAUGCAUUACAAAGGAACCCAUUUUUCCCCAAGAACUUUCUUAGCAUUGGAGACUGGACUGCCCGAAUAUGGUCAGAAGAUAUUCGAGAAUCGCCUAUAAUGUGGACAGCUAAUCACAACCACGGUUUGUCGGAUGGCUGCUGGAGUCCUAUCCGACCGGCCGUAUUUUUUGCUACACGUUUGGAUGGAACACUUAGUAUAUGGGAUAUUAUAUUCAAACAGAAAGAACCUGCAUUGAAUAUUCAGAUAUGUGAAGAACCACUCCAUUGUCUCAAAGUCCAAGAACAAGGUCGACUUGUUGCAACAGGAUCACAUAGUGGAAUAUGCACGAUCCUAGAACUCUCUGAAGGGUUUUGGAAUCAGCCUAAAAACGAGAAGUCAUUAGUCACUGCCAUGUUUGAAAGGGAAACCCAUCGUGAGAAGAUUCUGGAGGCCAGAAAUCGAGAAAUAAAACUACGAAAACAAAAAGCACAGGGGACAAAGUGAUUCGAAAAAAUGGUCGAGCCAAGAACAGUUAGUCAUUUAAAGGUUAUUCGAAUUUGUAACGCAUAUGAAUUGUCUAACUGUCAACCCGAGCCAAUCCAGUGAUGAAGACUUUUUAAGUCGUGGGUAUGAAUGAAAACACUGAGUGUAUACAUCAGGUAACAGUACCCAUAUUCUGGAUCAUCAGAGUAAUCACUUAACCCCCUUAUCACUUGCAAUUUAUAGGCCUUCAUUAAAUUGCCCCUCAAGACAAAUACCCUGUCUGACUGAAUAAUCUUGUUGGUCUCAUCGCAUGUUUUGAAGCACAAUAACUUUACUCUACGCGCUCCCAUACUGGGUUUUACGUUGUAUGGUAGAUAACAUUUCAGAUACUCAUAAACUUGUUAUCGUUUUUGAGACUUCUGGGUUUGGCAAAAUCGUACUCUAAUACAUCAACUGCGCUUAGUCACCCGUAAAGAACAGACUUUGUGAUUAAGACGUUUUUAAGAGGUUAAGGCAUUCACAUCUGCCUGUUUAUUCUAGGAUUUCAGAGAAUAGGGAUCAUUCUUACUAACAUGUACACGAGAAACUAACUAUACUUGCGUAUACAGUCAUAUAAUUCCGAUGGAUAAGAAUGGUGAAACAGCAGCUCCCGACACUAAUGCAGUUGGUUCAAUGUGCGACAACCGAAAUGAGUACGAAUCAUAAUCAAGAACAAGUUGUUACAUGUUAUCUACAUAAUAACAUUUUGCGUAAAUAUACCCUUAUUUCAUCCUGAACCAAGACACAAAAAAAACUAAGCCUUAUUUGCUUACGACUUUAUCCGAACCCCUGUUAAACAUUGAUAAUUAUGUGAUUAUAACACUACACGCUCUAUUUUCAUAAAUUGCUUUAUCUGAUUCCGACUACCUUAAUCUUUUGGUAAAGAUCAGUUUCUUUUGCACAGGAUGAGACAACUGCUAUUGAUGAAGAAGAAUUAGACACAAAACGAGUGGAAGAAAUUACACGUUCAACACAAGAACAAUUUUUUGAAACCAUUGAACGAAAACUCAAAGAACGUGAGCUAAGAGAAAAGCUUGCUAUGGAAUCUGCACAAACUGCAAGCAAUAAACAGUUAAAGAAUGAAAUAGUACUUGAUGAGGAAGAAGAACGUCCUGUAUCAAGCGACGAUGAGCAAGAUGUUGUUGAAAGGGAAGGAGAACAAGUUUUGCAAACUGAAGCAGACGAACCUAGUGAAGCUGUUCAGUCUUAAUCUAGAAUUCAAGAUAGCUCACAUCAUGUUCUGAGUUUAUUGCUGAUGAUAAACGGACCUGGAUGUCUGCUGAUGUUAUGUUAUAUCGAAUUUUUUCUCGGUAUAUUAAAAUAUAAUAAAGUUUUUGGUGCAGUCA